AUGCCAUUACAGAUUGUAGUCGUUGGAGCAGGAAUCCUAGGUCUCACAACUGCUCUCACAUUGAGUGAAAAAGUGACGGAUGAGCACGAGAUUUACGUUGUUGCUGAAUAUGGACCCCACGAUCCAAAGUUGAACACAACAAUGUCAAAUUCCCAUGAGUACACAUCGCCUUGGGCCGGUGCGCAUUUUCGUCCAUUCCCCAGUGCCAAUGAUCAAGAUAAGAAAGAAAUGAAAAUGACGAGAGACACAUUGCAGUAUUUUGCCGAAGUGGCUGCAAGAGAUCCCGAAAGCUCGAUUCGAUUUGUUGAUGGAUUGGAGUAUUUGCAAGACGCCAAUGAUUUGUACAAGAAAGUGGGGUACGGAUAUAGUGAUGGAAUGAAUAAUUUCACCAGAAAUAAUGAUUUAGAAGGAUUUGUUGGAUUCAAGUACGAUACAUGGGUCGUCAACACAAUUGUAUAUUUGGGGUAUAUCUACCGCAAGUUGCUAUUCCAACAAAAUGUCAAGUUUAUUCACAAGAAAUUGGACAACUUAAAACAGGUUAUUGGGAUGUUUAAAUCUCCAAUUAUUAUCAACUGCACAGGCACUGGACUACAAUACGAUGGUGGUUAUGACCCACAAUGCUACCCCAUUCGAGGUCAAACUUUACUCAUUAAGCCACCGAGGUCAUUCAAGUUGGACAAGACAGUAACUCACCAAUUGCGAGAUGGAUCAUGGAUCUUUAUCAUUCCAAGACCAUUGCAUGGAGGGGUUAUACUUGGAGGAACCAAACAAAAAAACGACUCAUACACUGGCGUUCGAGAAGAGGAUACAAGACAUUUGAUUCAAUUGGGCAAUAAGUAUUUCCCUGAUUUGAAAAAGACUAAUGUUAUCACUGGAGAAUCGUAUUUCGAUGUUGAAAGGGUCAAUGUUGGAUUGAGGCCAGCAAGAGUGGGUGGAUUGAAUACAUCAAUUGAAUAUCAUGAGGGUCACCCAGUAAUUAACAACUAUGGUGCUGGUGGAAUGGGUUACGAAUUGAGUUAUGGAGCUAGUUUACAAGUAUAUCAAAACUUGGUUUCUGUAUUAAACAAGUCUAAACUAUAA
Lodderomyces parapsilosis is the source of this 1080-nucleotide messenger RNA. RefSeq names its product Dao2p (gene DAO2). The record is from RefSeq and is a predicted model, not a curated record. The transcript has a single exon. Gene Ontology annotation, molecular function: FAD binding; D-amino-acid oxidase activity. The coding region runs from base 1 to 1080 and encodes 359 amino acids. NCBI's taxonomy places the organism in Eukaryota, Fungi, Ascomycota, Pichiomycetes, Serinales, Debaryomycetaceae.